Molecule: messenger RNA, 1667 nt
Organism: Drosophila kikkawai
Lineage: Eukaryota; Metazoa; Arthropoda; Insecta; Diptera; Drosophilidae
Gene: Lsd-1
Product: lipid storage droplet-1
Biological process (GO): lipid storage; positive regulation of triglyceride storage
Cellular component (GO): lipid droplet; cytosol
Source: RefSeq, a predicted model, not a curated record
UUCGGGGCCAGCCGCACCAAGUCUAUUUGAGAGCAGUUCGAUCGGAAGCCUGCCAGUAUCACUUCAACCGGUGACAGCAACACAACGCGCGCAUCUAUAGCAGCUCCCUGAAUUCCCAAACAAAAUCCAAACAAAUGGCAACUGCAACCAGCGGCAGUGGACUCCAUCUGGAGGCCAUCGAUCGCAUCGGCUCCAUUCCGCUAGUGGAGACCAGUGUGAAGCGAGUGGAGAAUCUUUACGGCAAGGUCAAGAAUAACAACCGGCUAUUCUCCUGGUAUUUCGAGACCGCCGAAGCCACGAUCUCCGCGGCCUAUGACACCGUCCAGCCGGCGGUGAAGCUCUUCGAGCCCUCGAUCCGGCGCCUGGACAACGUGAUGUGCAAGAGUCUGGACAUCCUGGAGCAGCGCAUCCCACUGGUCUACCUGCCCCCCGAAAUGAUGUACUGGAACACCAAGGAGUACAUGUCGGAUCAUCUGGUGCGUCCGGUGCUAAAGCGUGCCGACUCCGUCAAGCAGAUUGGAAACGCUGUGCUGGAGAGCCCGCUCACCACCUACGCUGCCGAUCGCAUCGAUGGCGCCUUUACGGCGGGCGAUAAGUUUGUGGACAAGUAUCUGGUGCCCAUUCGCACGGAUCAGGAUCAAGCCGACGGUCGAAUGUUAAUUUUAAAGCGUUUCUUAGAAGUCAACAAAAUGCAGUUGAUAACACUUAAAAGGAAUCCAGGCCCACAGGAAGAUGAUAACGAGGCGGGGCCGGACGAGCGGGGUGCCAUCAAGGCAAUUCAUCAUGGACAGCGCUUCUCCCGCAAGCUCAAGCGCCGACUCACACAAAGAACCAUAGCAGAGGCCCGCGCCCUCAAGAAGCAGAGCAAGGAGGCCAUCCAUGUGCUCAUCUAUGCAGCAGAACUGAUUGCCACCGAUCCCAAGCAAGCUGUUCAAAGGGCCAAGGAGCUGUGGGUCUAUCUGAGUGCAGAUGAGCCCGAGAACCAAGCCAGACCCGCCACCCUGGAGCAGUUGAUAGUUCUCCUGACCCGCGAAUCGGCCAGACGAGUGGUCCACUUGGUGAACUUCACCGCCCAUGUGGCAGCCAAUAUACCAAGACACCUGGCACACACCACCACAGAGGUGGCACACCAAAUCAUAUACAUCAACAACCGCAUAGUUACCAUAACCAGGCUAGACAAGGUCAAGACCCUGUCCAAGGAGGAAGCUGAAUCUCUCUUCAAGCGGAUGCUCGCGUUCUACGGCAACCUGCAGGGCCUGACCAACAGUUACCUGGAACGCGUGGCCAGCUUUCUCUCCGGACGCAUUGAAGCCGAGAAGGUGACCGGCAGCGACAGCGCCAACUCCAACCACAGAUCCUCGCGGAGGCGGCAGGAGGCGAACCAUUACUCAGCAGCCCACAAUAACAUCAACGGCGUCUACUAGCUUCGAGUUUUUUAUUGCAAUCGUAUUCUUAUUUCUUAUGAUAGAAUUCUGCUUCUCGGUGCAUAUUCGCACGAUUCACUGAAUGAUUUUUUUUAUACAUGCAUUUUUUUACAAGAAUAUUGUCAAUAUUAUAAGCCCAAAAUAUCAUAUGUGACCUUUUAUAUUUGCAAAACAAAAUGAAAUAUUUUUGUUUUGCUAAAUAUUGUAGGUAGGUCAAAAAUAAAAUAGAAUAAUAACAAACUA